UUCAACAAUUCAUCCAUCAGAUUCACUCUCUUCUCCUUUUUCAUCCACAUUCAUCCAAACAUGAGUAAUCAGCCUGAAUCUUCAUCAUCGGAACCAAAAGGACCACCGCCGCCGCCGGCGGGCGGGAAAAAAGACUAUUCGACGGCGAUAUUAGAACGGAAAAAAUCUCCGAACAGAUUAGUAGUUGAUGAAGCAGUUAACGAUGAUAACUCAGUUGUCGCUAUGCAUCCUAAUACUAUGGAGAAAUUGCAGCUCUUUCGUGGCGAUACUAUUCUCCUUAAGGGAAAGAAAAGAAAAGAUACAGUCUGUAUUGCCCUUGCUGACGAAACUUGCGAUGAGCCUAAGAUCAGAAUGAACAAGGUCGUUCGAACAAACUUGAGGGUUCGCCUGGGAGAUGUUGUUUCCGUGCAUCAGUGCCAAGAUGUGAAGUAUGGGAAGCGUAUCCAUGUUCUUCCGCUAGAUGAUACGAUUGAAGGUGUCACAGGGGACUUGUUUGAUGCGUACUUGAAACCCUACUUUUUGGAAGCAUAUAGGCCAGUAAGAAAGGGGGAUCAUUUUCUGGUCAGAGGAGGUAUGCGAAGUGUUGAGUUCAAGGUAAUUGAGACUGACCCGGGGGAGUACUGUGUUGUUGCUCCGGACACCGAAAUCUUUUGUGAGGGUGAGCCCAUUAAGAGGGAUGAUGAGGAUCGAUUGGAUGAGAUUGGUUAUGAUGAUGUAGGUGGUGUGAGGAAGCAGAUGGCACAGAUUCGUGAAUUGGUCGAAUUGCCUCUAAGGCAUCCUCAACUUUUCAAAUCCAUUGGAGUUAAACCACCUAAAGGUAUUUUGCUAUAUGGGCCUCCUGGUUCCGGAAAGACACUCAUAGCAAGGGCCGUAGCCAAUGAGACUGGAGCUUUCUUUUUCUGCAUCAAUGGACCGGAAAUUAUGUCUAAACUAGCUGGAGAGAGUGAAAGCAAUCUUAGGAAGGCAUUCGAGGAGGCUGAAAAGAAUGCUCCUUCAAUUAUAUUUAUUGAUGAGAUUGAUUCAAUUGCUCCUAAAAGAGAAAAGACUAAUGGUGAAGUUGAAAGGAGGAUUGUUUCACAGCUAUUAACACUUAUGGAUGGAUUGAAAUCUCGUGCACAUGUUAUUGUAAUGGGAGCUACAAAUCGCCCAAACAGCAUUGACCCUGCUCUGAGACGUUUUGGCAGGUUUGAUAGGGAAAUAGACAUAGGUGUGCCUGAUGAAGUUGGACGUCUUGAGGUUAUUCGUAUUCACACCAAGAACAUGAAACUUUCCGAUGAUGUUGAUUUGGAAAAGAUAGCUAAAGAAACACACGGUUAUGUUGGUGCUGAUCUUGCUGCUCUUUGCACUGAAGCUGCACUUCAAUGCAUCAGAGAAAAGAUGGACGUGAUCGACUUGGAAGACGAUUCUAUUGAUGCUGAGAUACUGAAUUCUAUGGCUGUCACAAAUGAACAUUUCCAGACUGCUCUUGGAACCAGCAAUCCAUCUGCUUUGCGUGAGACUGUUGUGGAGGUUCCCAACUGUAGCUGGGAUGAUAUUGGAGGUCUUGAAAAUGUUAAGCGUGAACUACAAGAGACUGUCCAAUAUCCCGUGGAGCACCCAGAGAAAUUUGAGAAAUUUGGCAUGUCACCCUCAAAAGGAGUUCUUUUCUAUGGUCCUCCUGGGUGUGGAAAGACACUUCUAGCAAAGGCUAUUGCAAACGAGUGUCAAGCCAACUUCAUUAGUAUCAAGGGACCAGAAUUGCUCACCAUGUGGUUUGGUGAGAGUGAAGCCAACGUAAGAGAAAUUUUUGACAAGGCCCGUGGGUCUGCACCAUGUGUCCUCUUCUUUGAUGAGCUGGACUCAAUUGCAACUCAGAGGGGAAGUAGUUCUGGUGAUGCAGGUGGUGCUGCUGAUCGAGUUUUAAAUCAGUUAUUGACAGAAAUGGAUGGAAUGUCUGCCAAGAAGACAGUUUUUAUAAUUGGAGCCACCAAUAGGCCUGAUAUCAUUGACCCUGCACUACUCCGUCCAGGGCGUCUUGAUCAACUCAUAUAUAUCCCACUGCCAGAUGAGGAUUCUCGCUACCAGAUUUUCAAGGCGGCAAUGAGGAAGUCCCCAGUUUCCAAGGAUGUUGAUUUGAGAGCUCUGGCAAAAUAUACACAAGGCUUUAGCGGGGCUGAUAUAACAGAGAUAUGCCAACGUGCGUGCAAAUAUGCUAUCAGAGAAAACAUUGAGAAAGACAUAGAAAGGGAAAGAAAGAGAAGUGAGAAUCCCGACUCUAUGGAUGAGGAUGAAGACGAGGUGGCGGAAAUCAAGGCGGCUCACUUUGAGGAAUCCAUGAAGUAUGCCCGUAGAAGUGUGAGUGAUGCCGACAUUCGGAAGUAUCAAGCAUUUGCUCAGACAUUGCAGCAGUCCCGUGGAUUUGGUUCGGAAUUCCGGUUCCCUGAAGCUUCAUCUGGGCCAGCAGCUACUGCUGCUUCUGACCCAUUUGCUGCAUCUGCCGGUGGAGCUGAUGAUGACGACUUAUACAGCUAAAUUGUCAUGAAAAAUGUUAAGUCAUGGCUUUUGUGGGAUUUAUAUAUUUAUAUCAGCCGCGGAACCUUUUGUUAUACUACCGUUGACAUUUCUGCUGUCGAAACUUGUAACUACAUUUCAUCUUUCAAGUUUGGAUUCGGCAUGGUGGUUUAUACUAAUUAAAUUAUGUAUGCAGAAUGUAGAUACAUUGUUUUUUGUUUUUAUGAACGAUCUAAUGGUCUACCGUUUAUUAUAUUA
Molecule: messenger RNA, 2748 nt
Organism: Erigeron canadensis
Lineage: Eukaryota; Viridiplantae; Streptophyta; Magnoliopsida; Asterales; Asteraceae
Product: cell division cycle protein 48 homolog
Exons: 9
Coding region: 61-2511 (816 amino acids)
Biological process (GO): mitotic spindle disassembly; retrograde protein transport, ER to cytosol; autophagosome maturation
Cellular component (GO): cytosol; VCP-NPL4-UFD1 AAA ATPase complex; nucleus
Molecular function (GO): ATP binding; ATP hydrolysis activity; polyubiquitin modification-dependent protein binding
Source: RefSeq, a predicted model, not a curated record